AUGUAAUAAAAUUCUUCUUUUGAUGAGAAUGUUUAAAUGGAAAUUGAAAAUUAAGUAGAGUAGAGAGUUGAAUCAUAAGAAUUAGCUGAAAAUUAGAGAUUCAAUGAAUUUCAAACACCUCCAAAGUAAGAUCAUUCUUAACUUGAAAAUGAAAUCAAUAAUUGUUAAGAAUCGCCUCAUUUUACCUGCUAGCUUAAAAAAAAUAGAUAGCCAACAGACGAAAAAUACAAUUCUGAAAACGAAGAUGGCACAUUCUAAAAGAAGGAUGAAUUUCAAAUAAAUAUGCAUUUAUUGAAUAAUUUAAUAAUUCAAGCAUAGGAGAGAUUACAAAAUUAAUCUCAGUUAUCAUUGUGUACAAUUGAUUUAAGUUUAUGCAAUGAAACAUAUAGUGAAAUUAAACAAUAGUUAUUUGAAAUUGAAAAAGUUUAUCGAAGUAAAGACGAUGAACUUUCAUAAUUAAAUAUCUAAUUGGAAAAGGAAUUCAAUGCUUGUAAGAAUCAGAAGAAUUUGGAUCAAACUACAAACUCAUAAUUAAAUUAAUCUUUUGAUAUAAUUAAAAGAUAUUAAUAACUUUAAGAGAUCAAGAAAAACAAGCUUAUAAAAUUUAAGAAAAACUAUCGUGAAAAAUAUAAUCAAUUAAGAAAAGAACUUCAAGAUUUGAAAAGCAUAGUUGAAUAAAUGUUUUCUAAAAACCCAUUCUUCUUAGAAGAAGAAGAAUAAAUUUCAGAAUUCUGUAAGGUUUUUAAUUAAAGAUAUAAAUUCAUAGAGGAAAUUUCAUUUAUGGACAAUAGUAAUUCGGUAUUGGAUGACUAAAAAUAAGAAUCUCCUUAAUUAAAAGAGGAUGAAAAUUUAGAUUCAUUUAUUUUAACUUUAAUGAAAUAAUUCAAUAUAAAUUAAGGAGAUGUUGAUUAAAUUAAAUCAUAGAUUGUUGAAUGUGUAAAAAACCAGAAAGAACUUAUCGAGCAAUAAAAACUUUAAUUAGAAAUAAUUCAGACAAACUAAAACUUAAGUGCAAAUCAAUAAAUACAUAAAUUAAAAACCAAAAAAGAUGAAUUAGAGAAUGAAUUAAUUUAGUUAAAUUAACUAAAGGAAUCUCAGCAAAAAGCUUUGGAUUAAACAAGGAAAGAAGUAUAGGAACUAAAAUAAUAGCUAGAAUUGACAUAGAAGAUUGAUUACGUCUUUCUAAACUCUAAGUUAUUUUAAUUUGAAUCGACCUAAAUGAAGUAACAAUAGAAACUAGUCUAAAUUACAUAGAUAAUAUUCUAGCAACUGAUGUAAUCUACAGCCUUUAAGUCAUAAAUAAAAGAAGUUUUAAACGAGUAAACUUAGUAUUUGAACUCAUAUUGUUGUAAAGCUAAUGAAAUUAUUAACAAAUAAAGUUGGUAAUAGGAUGAGGAUCCAUUGAAAUAUUUGAAUUACCAUCAAUAGACGAUUUCAAAAAUGGUUGAUACAAUUUGUAUAGAAUACUCUAAAAUGAUAAAAUAGAUAUAAUAAUAAAGAGAAGAAUUGAUGUCUUAGUUAUGA
This is a messenger RNA of Paramecium tetraurelia, 1524 nucleotides long. RefSeq lists its product as uncharacterized. The record is from RefSeq and is a predicted model, not a curated record. The transcript has 3 exons. NCBI's taxonomy places the organism in Eukaryota, Ciliophora, Oligohymenophorea, Peniculida, Parameciidae.